AUGGCGUACGAACUUUCUGAAAAGUCCGGAAAGCUUCAGCAAACUGUCCAGUCUGGUUCUCAGCCUGCCUCGCAACCCGCCUCUAGCCAUGGCGACUCCUCCGACCCCGAAACCCGCCCCCUCGAAAAGGCAGACACCAAACUCGCGACGCCUCCCAAGACGGCCAGCGCAGAUGAUGUCUAUGCUCACCUCCCCGAACACGAGGCCGACAUCCUAAGGAAGCAGGUUGACGUGCCUACCCUCACAAAGGGCGCUGGCGUCCUCUACCGCUACGCCUCGCGCAACGACAUUAUAAUCAUUGUCGUUUCUGCCAUUUGCGCCAUUGCCUCUGGUGCUGCUCUGCCCCUCAUGACUGUCAUCUUUGGAAACCUUCAACGUGUCUUCCGCGACUUCUUCUUUGGCGGCGGAAUGACGUACGACGAUUUCGUUGGCCAGCUGACCAAAUUUGUCCUCUACUUUGUCUACCUCGGUGUUGGUGAAUUCAUCGUCACCUACAUUUGCACCGUCGGCUUCAUCUACACCGGUGAGCACAUCUCUGCCAAGAUUCGCGAGCACUACCUCGAAGCCUGUAUGCGACAAAACAUUGGCUACUUUGAUAAGCUUGGAGCCGGCGAGGUCACCACCCGCAUUACCGCAGACACCAAUCUCAUCCAGGACGGUCUUUCUGAAAAGGUCUCCCUCACCAUUGCCGCCCUCGCUACCUUUGUUACCGCCUUUAUCAUUGCUUUCAUCAAUUACUGGAAGCUCACCCUCAUCCUUUCCGCCACCGUCUUUGCGCUGGUCCUCAACAUCGGUAUCGGCUCCAGCGUCAUGCUUAAGCACAACAAGGCCUCCCUCGAGUCCUACGCCGAGGGUGGCUCCAUUGCCGAAGAAGUAUUCAGCUCCAUCCGCAAUGCCAUUGCUUUUGGCACCCAGGAGCGCCUCGCGAAAAAGUACGACAAGUACCUGGCCAAGGCCGAGUACUUUGGUUUCCGCGUCAAGAGCGCUAUGGCCAUCAUGGUCGGUGGUAUGAUGCUCAUACUCUUCCUGAACUAUGGUUUGGCCUUCUGGCAGGGCAGCAAGUUCAUUGUUGAGGGUGUCAUCCCACUCAACAAGAUUCUCACAAUCAUGAUGUCCGUCAUGAUUGGUGCCUUCCAGCUCGGCAACGUCGCCCCCAACCUCCAGGCCUUCACCACCGCCGUAGCCGCUGCCGCCAAGAUCUUCAACACCAUUGACCGUCCCUCUCCCCUUGACCCCUCCAGCGAGGACGGCGCCAAGAUUGACAACAUUAUGGGCAACAUUCGUCUCGAGAACAUUUCUCACAUCUACCCGUCCCGUCCCGAGGUUCGCGUCAUGUCUAAUGUUAGCCUGAGCAUCCCUGCUGGCAAGACCACGGCUCUUGUCGGCGCAUCUGGCUCUGGAAAGAGCACCAUCGUUGGUCUCGUUGAACGUUUCUACUCCCCGGUUCAGGGGACAAUCUACCUGGAUGGCAUCGACAUGUCCACUCUCAACCUCAAGUGGCUCCGCCAGCAAAUGGCUCUCGUCAGCCAGGAGCCUACCCUUUUCGGAACGACCAUUUUCAAGAACAUUGGCCACGGCCUGAUUGGAACAGCUGCCGAGCAUGAGACGGAAGAAAGACAACGCGAGCUCAUCAUUGAGGCUGCCAAGAUGGCCAACGCCCACGACUUCAUCUCCGGCCUUCCUGAGGGCUACGAAACCAAUGUCGGAGAGCGCGGCUUCCUCCUCUCCGGCGGUCAGAAGCAGCGUAUUGCCAUUGCUCGCGCCGUCGUAUCUGAUCCCAAGAUCCUUCUGCUCGACGAAGCCACCUCUGCGCUCGAUACCAAGUCGGAAGGUGUUGUCCAGGCUGCCCUCGAGAAAGCCGCUGCCGGCCGAACCACCAUUACCAUCGCCCAUCGUCUCUCCACCAUCAAGGAUGCCCACAACAUUGUCGUCAUGUCUGAAGGUAAAAUUAUUGAGCAAGGCAACCACGAUGAUCUUAUCGAGAAGCAGGGUGCCUACUUCAACCUCGUCUCCGCUCAGAACAUUGCUGCCGCCGAAGAGCUUACUGCCGAAGAGCAGGCUGAGCUUGAAGCGGAAGAAUUGGCGCUGCUUCAGAAGAAGUCGACCAACCGUGGCUCUGUCUACGAAGCCGACCCAGAUGACAACAUUGCUGACAGACUGAAACGGAACUCAACCCGGGGGUCUGUCUCCAGCAUGGUUUUGCAGACCAAGGCGGUCAGCGACCGCCAGCAAAAGGAUAGCCUUGGAACCCUGAUCAAGCUCAUUGCCUCAUUCAAUCGACCUGAAUGGAAGCUGAUGCUUCUCGGCUGUGUUUUCAGCGUCAUCUGUGGUGGUGGUAACCCAACCUCGGCCGUUUUCUUCGCCAAGCAAAUCACCACGCUCUCUGCGCCUGUUACCCCUUUGAACCGUGGCCAGAUCAAGCACGACUCGGACUUUUGGAGCUCCAUGUUCCUGAUGCUGGCCUUUACCCAGUUCAUCUCCUUUGGCAUUCAAGGCGUUGCUUUUGCUCUCUGCUCCGAGCGCCUCGUUCACCGUGUUCGUGAUCGCGCUUUCCGAGCCAUACUGCGCCAGGACGUCGCCUUCUUUGACAUGGAGGAGAAUACUGCCGGUGCGCUGACAUCGUUCCUCUCUACCGAGACCACUCACGUUGCUGGCAUCAGCGGCGUGACGCUGGGCACGAUUCUGCUCACCGCUACCACCUUGAUUGCUGCCUGCACCGUUUCUCUCGCCAUUGGAUGGAAGCUCUCGCUCGUGUGCAUCUCGACAAUUCCCGUUCUUCUUGGAUGUGGCUUCUUCCGGUUUUGGCUUCUUGCUCACUUCCAGCGGCGAUCCAAGGCUGCCUAUGCUUCAUCCGCUUCGUACGCCUCGGAAGCCAUCUCUGCUAUUCGCACUGUCGCGUCUCUCACUCGUGAGAAGGACGUUUUGGAGAUUUACCAAGCGUCUCUUGCCGCGCAGCAGCGCCGCAGUCUGAUUUCUGUCGCCAAGUCUAGUGCUCUUUACGCUGCAUCUCAGUCGCUUGUGUUCCUUUGCCUUGCGCUUGGUUUCUGGUAUGGAGGUACCCUUAUCGGCAAGCGCGAAUACAGCAUGUUCCAAUUCUUCCUGUGCUUCAUGUCCAUCAUCUUUGGCGCCCAGUCUGCUGGUACCGUCUUUUCGUUCGCCCCAGAUAUGGGCAAGGCGCACGGCGCUGCCCAGGAGCUCAAGAUCUUGUUUGACCGCAAGCCUGCCAUUGAUACCUGGUCUGAGGAAGGCGAGCCCGUCACACACGUCGAGGGUACUCUUGAGUUCCGCGAUGUGCACUUCCGCUACCCCACUCGCCCUGAGCAGCCCGUUCUGCGUGGCCUCAACCUGACUGUCCGCCCCGGUCAAUACAUCGCUCUCGUGGGUGCGUCUGGCUGUGGCAAGAGCACUACCAUUUCGCUGCUGGAGCGAUUCUAUGACCCGCUUUCCGGUGGUGUCUAUGUCGACGGCAAAGAAAUCAGCAAUCUGAACAUCAACGACUACAGAUCGUUUAUUGCUCUGGUUAGCCAGGAGCCUACUUUGUACCAGGGUUCGAUCAAAGAGAAUAUUCUUCUCGGCACCACCCGCGAGGAUGUGUCCGACUCUGAGCUGGAGUACGCGUGCCGUGAAGCCAACAUUUACGACUUUAUCGUCUCUCUGCCUGAGGGCUUCAACACAACAGUGGGUAGCAAGGGUGCGCUGCUGUCUGGUGGCCAGAAGCAGCGCAUCGCUAUUGCCCGUGCUCUGAUUCGUGAUCCCAAGAUUCUACUCCUCGACGAGGCCACAUCGGCUCUUGACUCGGAAUCUGAAAAGGUGGUGCAGGCGGCGCUGGACAAGGCGGCUAAGGGCCGUACGACCAUUGCUGUUGCACACCGUCUGAGCACGAUUCAGAAGGCCGACAUUAUCUACGUCUUUGAUCAGGGUCGCAUUGUCGAGCAGGGCACGCACUCGGAACUGAUGCGCAAGAAUGGCCGCUACGCAGAGCUUGUCAACCUUCAGAGUCUUGCCAAGCACGGCUAA
Molecule: messenger RNA, 4017 nt
Organism: Akanthomyces muscarius
Lineage: Eukaryota; Fungi; Ascomycota; Sordariomycetes; Hypocreales; Cordycipitaceae
Exons: 1
Coding region: 1-4017 (1338 amino acids)
Biological process (GO): transmembrane transport
Cellular component (GO): membrane
Molecular function (GO): ABC-type transporter activity; ATP hydrolysis activity; ATP binding
Source: RefSeq, a predicted model, not a curated record